Messenger RNA from Trichobilharzia szidati, 2310 nucleotides. Lineage: Eukaryota; Metazoa; Platyhelminthes; Trematoda; Strigeidida; Schistosomatidae. The record is from the annotation of a GenBank genome assembly.
AUGGCUAAGGCCAGUCACGUAACUUUAAGACUCUGGCCGAGGGCAGAGCCUUUCACUUAUGGGAUUUUUCAAGUUCACCCUCAUCCAAGACUUGCUGUCCAUAAUAUUAAGAAGCUUGUAACUUAUGCGAAGACGAAAAAUAAGGCCGUGUCACGAUUGAGUUAUUCUGUAUGGAAGCAUGUUGCAUGUAAUAAACUCCAACUUACUGAGGAUUUGGCAUGGGUCCUGUUUCAUACUUGUCUUACUAUGUCAGCAACACACUUUGAAAAACUGAAGGAAGUUGAUGAGCGGAUAUUUAAUGCAGGAAGUUCAAUGGAUGCUGAAAAGAUUCGUGGCUCUCAGUCCAUCGAAUUGUUCACUUUUGUCCUAUUUCUGUAUAUACAACAAAUCAACAGAAUAUCUCUACGAGCAUCAGCUGUUUCGGCUAGUGCUGAAUGGCCCGGUAGCUAUAAUCGUUCUUCUGAACUGGAUUCAGGUCGUUCAACUCCAAUUAGACUGUGUCGCAACUUAGAUGAGCAGUAUCAUAUGCAGUUUAUCAGUGAGAAUUUGAACGAAAUACUCGAUCUUCUUGUUGAACCUGAUAACCACGGUGGAAACAGUAUGGAUGCAACUUUGUCAGAAGAUGCUAUUGAAGCCCUAAACCUUAUUUUAGAGGGAUCAGCUGAUCAAGGAAGGACAAUUAGUUCUUUUUCAGAAUUGGUGCACAUGCCAACAAUUCUACCAGCAACUGGUUAUUCGAAGGUUACACGUGCUUUUCAUUUACGUGGUCUUCAUUCUUGGAUUCGUUCAUGGUUAGCACAAAAUCCUUUUUCUGUUGAAAAUUGUAUCCGAAACGGUCGACGCUUACAAUGGCGUCUUCCUCAUCAAGUUGUUUUAGAUCAUGGUGCUGGUUUAAACAGUAGUCAACAGCAGCAAAUGCAAAACGAUAUUAUGAAGCGUCAAAAGAUAGUUACAAAUGCUCAUCAAGUUCCAAGGACUGGAUCUCAUAGUGGGAACAAGUUGGUUGUCAUGUCGAUGAUUUCUCGUCAAAUUAUUGCACGCAGUUCUGCUACACUUGAUGGGGCUACACUUAAGAUACAUCGUGCUCACUGCAGUUAUCUGUAUCUACUAUCUCCUAUGAGAUCAGUUACUCUAGAUAAGUGUCGUAAGCUGACUAUUGUUCUGGGACCGAUUGAAAACACUCUUCAGCUUAACCAAUGUGAAGACUGUUUGAUUAUCUCAGCUUGCCGUCGGGCUGUUCUAGCUUCUUGUCGUCGAUGUACGCUGCAUUUGGCUAUUCAGUCUCGUCCAAUAUUAAUUCAGCCUCCAGUUCCAAACACUAGCAGUACAGCUGUGGUUGGUUCAAAUAUUUCAGGGACUAUGACAGGUGCAAAUACUCCAACGCCAGGAACGCCUACACCUGGUAGUGUAACAUUAGUGGGUAAUGAAGAAAUCUUGUUAGCUCCUUUCCAUACAACUUAUAUGCGAUUGGUGGAGCACUUAAACAGAGUAAAUCUCAGUCCGAAAGUCAAUUACUGGGAUCGCCCAUUUUUACUAGGACAGGAUUCCAGUCGACAUGAUUCAUCUCAACAACCAUCUGGAGGAAGUCGGUGCUGGGAUCUUUUACAACCUGCUCAUUUUUAUCCGUUUAACAUACCCCUUUUAAUAUCGGCUCGUGGUGAAAGUGUUGAUCGUAACACAGUGGGUGGAGAUUAUUCUCACAUUGGAGAUGCCAAUCCUCGUACCAAUCCUUCCGCCGCAAACUCUUUAGACUUAAGUGCAUUGCUUAUAACUGAUACUGCAAAAUAUUUUGGAGAUUCAGAUGAAAGACGUUUAGAAAAUUAUAUUUCAAUGGCUAAUAGUGUUUUGCCAAUUCCAUUGCCUACUGCUUAUCUGAUUGCUUUGCGUGAACGAGCUGCGAUCUAUCAAAAGUGGCCUCAACAUAUCGCAAAUGCCAAACUAACUCUUGACCAACGUCAUAUUUUUGGUACUGUUGUGGAUCAGAGAUUUCGUCAGUGGUUAAUGGAAUCAGGCAAUCUACGUCAACUGCAACUGUUAGAGUUAAGUACAGGUCAUGUAAAUAAGCUACAGUCUUCCAAUGCUACUGUUAAUUCGGUCACCGCGAAUGGUAAUACUUUACCUGUGGGUUCUGUUACACCGCAAGGUGGUAAUACAGAUCGUGGCUCUCAUGCAGUUCGUAGUUCUCAUACAAGUAGUCGUUCGAGUAAUGUGAUUCCUAUUCGAAGUGAUCGUUUACGCAAUUAUUCCAAUAAUGCAAAUGAGUUUAAUGAUAAUGAUGAUGAUGAUGGUGGCUACGAAGACGAUAUUUGA